AUGAGGGUGGCCGUGGGCAUGCUCUGGUUCCUGGCCCUUGGGGGCCCCCCCCAGGCCCAGGGCUCCUGUCCCUCUCAGUGCAGCUGCAGCUUCCAUAUCCUGGGUGAUGGCAGCAAGGCCAGGACGGUGGUGUGCAACGACCCCGACAUGACCCUGCCCCCAGCGUCUAUCCCCCUGGACACCACCAGACUGUGCCUGGAGCGGACGGCCAUCCGCAGGGUGCCGGCCGAGGCCUUCCGGCCGCUGGGCCGCCUGGAGCAGCUGUGGCUGCCGUACAACGCCCUGGGCGAGCUCGGCGGCCUCCUGCUGCGGGGCCUGCGGCGCCUGCGCGAGCUGCGGCUGCCCGGGAACCGCCUGGCCGCCUUCCCCUGGGCGGCGCUCAGGGACGCCCCCCAGCUGCGGCUCCUGGACCUGCAGGCCAACCGCCUGUCGGCCGUGCCGCCCGAGGCCGCGCGCUUCCUGGGCAACCUCACGUUCCUCGACCUCUCCAGCAACCAGCUGCUGAGGCUCCCGCAGGAGCUGCUGGGCACCUGGACUCACCUGAAGACCGGGCUCUUCCUCCCCGGCCACCACGCCAGGCUGGUCCUAGGGCUUCAGGACAACCCCUGGGUGUGUGACUGCCGACUCUAUGACCUGGUCCAUUUCCUGGAUGGCUGGGCCCCAAACUUGACCUUCAUUGAGAACAGGCUGAGGUGCGCCAGCCCUCGAAGCCUGGCUGGUGUGGCCUUCAGCCAGCUGGAACUGAGGAAGUGCCAGGGCCCAGCGCUCCAUCCAGGGGUGUCCAGCAUCAGGUCUCCUUUGGGCAGCACAGCACUGCUACGUUGCGGAGCCACCGGGGUCCCUGGGCCUGAGAUGAGCUGGAAGAGGGCCAAUGGGAGCCCACUCAAUGGCACAGUGCACCAGGAAGUGUCCAGUGACGGCACGAACUGGUCUCUGCUGAGCCUGCCUGCGGUGUCCCACCUGGACUCUGGAGACUAUGUCUGCCAGGCCAAGAACUUCCUGGGAGCAUCCAAGACUCUCGUCACCCUUAUUGUCACUGAGCCUCAGACUUCCACAGGACACAGUGGGAACCCAGGGGCACUCUGGGCAAGGACAGGCGAGAGGGUGGAAGCUGCUGCUUACAACAACAAGCUGGUGGCUAGGCAUGUCCCCCAUAUUCCUGAGCCUGCUGUCCUGGUCACUGGGCCCUCUGAGCCCAGCACAAAGGAAGAGCUGACCCUCCAGCACUUCCAGCUGGGUGUCCCAGGAGGGGUCUCAGAAGGACAGGCGGGACCCCAGGAGGACCAAGUGGUGAAGGCUCUCAAGGUGGUGGGGGACACUUACCACAGCGUGUCCUUGGUGUGGAAGGCCCCCCAGGCCAGAAACACAACUGCCUUCAGUGUCCUCUAUGCAGUCUUUGGGCAGCACAACAUGCAGCGGGUGAUUGUGCAGCCUGGGAAGACCAGCGUCACCAUUGAUGGACUGGUGCCUAAGACCAAGUAUGUGGCAUGCGUCUGUGUGCGGGGCCUGGUGCCCCGGAAGGAGCAGUGCAUCAUCUUCUCCACUGACGAGGUGGUGGAUGCUGAGGACACCCAGCGGCUCAUCAAUGUGGUGGUGAUCAGCGUGGCCGCUGUCAUUGCUGUGCCUCUCACAAUGCUCGUCUGCUGUGACGCUCUCCAGAGGCGCUGUCGCAAGUGCUGCACCGCGGGCUCCACCGAGGCCUCGGCCGCCUAUGUCAACCUGGAGAGGCUGGGCCACAGCGAGGAUGGCUCGGAGGAGCUGUCCCAGCACAGCCUUGGCGAGGGCGACAGGCUCCUCUCAGCCCGUUCCAGCCUGGACUCUCAGGCUUUGGGGAUCCAGGGGGGCAGACGGAUCAAUGAGUACUUCUGCUGA
Cynocephalus volans (Philippine flying lemur) is the source of this 1872-nucleotide messenger RNA. It is a transcript of the gene LRIT1, whose product is annotated as leucine rich repeat, Ig-like and transmembrane domains 1. Gene Ontology annotation, cellular component: endoplasmic reticulum membrane. Lineage: Eukaryota; Metazoa; Chordata; Mammalia; Dermoptera; Cynocephalidae. The record is from RefSeq and is a predicted model, not a curated record. The transcript is spliced from 4 exons. The coding region runs from base 1 to 1872 and encodes 623 amino acids. Gene Ontology annotation, molecular function: protein binding.